CAAUAUAUGAGUAUAUUUGAGGCCAAAUUCAAACCAGAAAUCAAAUCUCAUAAGAAGAAUGUAUGUGACAAGGCCUCUGUCCCAGCUGCUCAAAUCACCAGAAAGCGUAUCAGCAGCAGUCGAUGGUCCGAACAGCGGAUUCCUAGUCAUCCAAGACGAGGAAUCUUUAAGAUACUCCUUUUUCGGGCUGUUCAAAAAUCACAGCCUCAAACAGCUGCCUUUCCCUCAAGACAAGGAGCUCAUCGUUCAAUACACCACCACCACCACCACCAACACCACAACCAGCGACCUCAUCGGCCAAUCCACUCAAUCAUCUCACGAUCCAAUAUUCUUGAUCCCUUCCCUCAACCGCCCCUUGUCGUCCAAUCGCUACUACGCCAUUGUUCCCCAUGGAAAACGCAUAGGAGAAGCGUUGACCUGCUCGAGAGAAGAAGAUAAGGUGAGUUGCUGCUUCUGCCGCUGGGUCACUGACGUGAAGCCGAGGCCGUUGGAUCCGCGCAACGUGUAUCAGCAGUUCCAUAUUGCUCCAUACAACGCCUUUGGCAGCUCCAAGGGCGAGUUCCUGGCCAAGUCAGUUGUGUCGGAUGGUUUCCCUCCUGACUUCCUGCGGAGGAAGGGCUGGACCAUCGCAACCAAGACACCGAACACCUUCACACUGGGUGAAGCACGAGGCCUUGAUGCCAGGCUCCGUGCUAGUCUGCUUGAGUUGGACUCAUCGAGAGUGGUUGGGAAAUGGUACACUCCCUUCGUGUUUGUCAAGGAUGGGUCGUUGAGAGAUCAAGUGAAGCAAUCCAUGUAUUAUGAGGUUAUACUGCUGCAGAGAUGGGAGCCGAUUUUCAAGAUUGGCCGCGAUCCUAAUAAUAAGGGGAUUAAUUCAGUAGUGAUUGAUGCUACGGUUGAAAAGGAGGAGGUGUUUGUUGGUGGGAUCGGCAAAGCUGUGUGGAAUGGGAAAAGCGCGGUGGACGGAGUGGUUUGGUUUAGGGUUGAAGGCAGCAGAGGAGAAGGAGUGGGAUUGAGAGUGGAGUUGGUGGAGAGGAUGAAAUGGGAGGAGGAGAGAGGAGGGUGGAUGGGAGGGGAGGAGAAACAAGUGAAGAUUCAUAAGGUGGAGGAAUUGGGAGGAGGAGUUGGUGAUUGGAAUGAGUUUGGAUGUUAUGUUUUGGUGGAGAGGUUCAAUGUGAGGAGAAUGGAUGGGAGUGUGGUCAUUUCUUGUGAUUUUAAACAUUCUCAUAAGCUGAAGACUAAGUGGGCGUAGGCCACUGACUCCGUGGUCAUGGAUUUACAUGUUUGAUUAUACUUGUAUGUAUAUGUAAUGUAAAUAAUGUGACGGUAAGUAAUUGUGUCACGAUCACACUCUCUAAAAAUAUAAAAAUCGAUUUAUCGCGAUUAGGGAAGAAUUUUAAAAGCGGAGAAGAAAACGAUAGACGGGGUUCAUCACUACUUUAGCUACUUUAGCGACUUGGCCGGUUACUCGAGAUUCUCGAUUAUUUCAUUUCAUGAUGUUAGCAAUGUACAGUGGACAAAUAGGAUUAUUUUCUUUUCGAGAUCUUUUACUUUUUUUUCUCAUGUGGGAGUUAGAAUUAAUUCCCGUUUAUCUACUUGUAUCCAUGUGGGGAGGAAAAAAACGUCUGUAUUCGGCUACAAAAUUUAUUUUGUACACGGCAGGGGGUUCUAUUUUUCUUUUAAUGGGAGUUCUGGGCGUUGGCUU
This is a messenger RNA of Salvia hispanica, 1705 nucleotides long. RefSeq lists its product as uncharacterized. The record is from RefSeq and is a predicted model, not a curated record. NCBI's taxonomy places the organism in Eukaryota, Viridiplantae, Streptophyta, Magnoliopsida, Lamiales, Lamiaceae.